GUGUGGGGACAGGCAGCACUGGGCAUUUUGGGACAAUGACACUCCCCACGUGCCCCCACAAAUUCUUGGGCCUGCCUGGCCUGCCCGUGUGUCCCUAGAUGGAGCAAGAGGUAUCCCAGUUCAUCCAGGCCACUGGGGAGCCCCGGCGCCGGUUCCAGCCCAUGAACAAGAUUGAGAGGAGCAUCCUGCAUGACGUGGCAGAGGUGGCCGGCCUGACGUCUUUCUCCUUUGGAGAUGAUGAGGACAGUCGCUAUGUAAUGGUGUUCAAAAAGGAGUUCGCACCAUCCGACGAGGAGCUGGAGGCAUAUCGACGUGGGGAGGAAUGGGACCCGGUCCGAGCUGAAGAGCGGCGUCGCCUCCGGGAGCUGGCUGCACAGCAGGAGGAGGCGGAGCUUGAGCACGGCCCUGCUCCCCCGGGCCCCCCCAACGACUACAAAGACAAAUAUCGGCACCUGAUUGGCUCCGACGCCGCCAAAGCCGCUGCCCGCACCAUGGAGGCCAACAAGGCGUACGGCUGCGUGCCAGUGGCCAACAAGCGAGACACACGCUCCAUCGAAGAGGCCAUGAACGAGAUCCGGGCCAAGAAGCGGCUGCGGCAGGCGGAGGACGAGGGCGGGGCUGGGGGGGGCCCCGGGGGGCCCUGUGUGUGAUGGGAGGGUGGUGGUGGUGGGGGUGCACCCCCAGGGGUAUUUAACAGUGGGGGGAGGGUGGCAGGGACACACGGAGGGGAUGAUAAAGGAUCUCAUCUCC
Messenger RNA from Sturnus vulgaris (Common starling), 750 nucleotides. It is a transcript of the gene SPAG7, whose product is annotated as sperm associated antigen 7. The record is from RefSeq and is a predicted model, not a curated record. NCBI's taxonomy places the organism in Eukaryota, Metazoa, Chordata, Aves, Passeriformes, Sturnidae. Gene Ontology annotation, molecular function: nucleic acid binding.